Molecule: messenger RNA, 2092 nt
Organism: Aspergillus sclerotioniger CBS 115572
Lineage: Eukaryota; Fungi; Ascomycota; Eurotiomycetes; Eurotiales; Aspergillaceae
Exons: 3
Coding region: 1-1968 (655 amino acids)
Source: RefSeq, a predicted model, not a curated record
AUGAGACUCCGCGAAAGAAUCCGUCCACCAGAGCGCUUUAAUCACGAACAGUUCUACAACCCAUGCUCGCAAAGACCUCUACGUGAGCCUGAAAAGCUAGACCGUCCCGAAUUCAUCCCGUUCAAUUCCGAUCUGCCCCCUGCGGCGUUUCCCACCCUAGACAAUGCACAUCCCUCCAAGCGCGACGACGACGACGACGACGACGAAGAAGAAGAAGAAGAAGAAGAAGAAGAAGAAGAAGAAGAAGAAAGAUACGAACACGAACGGCUUGAGGAUGCAAAGGCAUGCUUACAGAGUCGCCCCUCAGAAUCCUUGGAAAAUAUGAUUGCAAGUAACGGGGAGCUUAACCCAGUUUAUACGAAAAACAUGGUAAUAUUCGCCACCAUGGACCGUGAAUCGUCAAUUGAUAGAGCUAUGACGGAUAGCGAUCUAGACGAGGUCAUGGUUGAUGCCUCCGAGGAGGACAAGAUGGAGAUAUCCUCACAAUUAUGCCAUCGCAAGUGGAGUGAACUUUCCAAACAGGUUCAAGUUGAGAUAGUCAAGAACAUGCUUCAAGAUCUUAAUUGGUCGACGAUGUGCCAUUUACUGGGACUGACUGCAGAGGAGCGUGACGAGGUCCAGCAAAACAUCCUUCGGCGAGAUCAGCAGACAAAACAAGAAGAUUUACACUUGGAGGAGAUGCGAGCAACGCAGCUGAGGGCACUUCUGAGAAUUGACAACGCGACUCGAGGACACAAUCGAGUUCCGCACCAGGGUGUUUUCAGCAAGAUCUCCCGCCGGUUCUCGAGCAGGUUACAAGACCAUUUCAGACCAGACUUCCUAUCAUGUCAUGCUAGCGAAAUUCUGGAUGCCAAUGUAUUCUUGUACACGCGUGGAAUUGAUCGAAAAUAUGCUGGAGAAUGGAGCAGUGGCAUAUCGGCAUGGUGGGGGGUCCCCGAGGAUCAUGACAUCCAGCUUCUCCUAGGAGGCAACCGGCGCACUGAGCCGUACGCUGUGGGGGUCUCCGGCCUUUCGACAGACAACUCAGUGCAUGGAGCUAUAGAUACGGACGCACCCGAGCUUCCUACAUGUUGUACCAUGGUAUCCCCGACCGAAAUGAUGGCUAGGUACCGUCCGAACCCUGCAAGGAAUCUACAACUGUAUAGAUGUGACGCGAACAUCCUGAUGCAGUGGUACGCAAAUAGCCAGCAAAACAGGCCGGAGAAAGUAUAUUACGCUCGCCGGGAGAAUGGAAUAAUAUGUCUAGGUGUCACUGAUGAGAGGGUUGCUCGAUUUAGUGAUACCAGAUUGAAAUAUGUCAGGCCCGAAUGGAUAUAUAAGCAGCCGCCAUUGGAUUGGUUGUUCUAUGAGAAGCCUCCACCAAGCCUUGAACAACUCCAUAGUCUCGCCAACAAGAAGCAUGAUCCAAAGAAACCACAGCAAGCGGCUUUCGUUCUCCCGACACGGCCUUCAGAGACAAACGUAGGUGGAAACGGAGCUCACAGCCGUGGAGUUCAAUCUACGUCUUCUCUGAGGCUUGCACAGCAACAUGAAGGAUCGACUUCGGAAGUACAGAGGGGGAUACCGGCAAAGACAAACAGAGACAGAAUGUAUGUUACCUUUUCCGAGUCAGGGAAAUCUUUCAGUCCUACAGUCCGGUUCCCACAAGCAACCCUAGAGAAAACAGUGUCCCUGACCGGCUCAGACUGCCUCUCUACAGAGGAUAGGAAUAAAGCCCCAUCCCUAAACACGCAACCACCUCUCGCACUGGAUACUCAGGAGAAUCAAAUUGGAUCUGUGCAAGAGGGUUCUGGCCAUGAGGUAGAAAAUUCGCCAAACGAUAACCCGGAAUCGGACAGAUGCUCAAAAGGACCGGCCCAACUGGGAGCCACGAAGGAAGCAAUAAACCACGCACCCGAGGAGGAUAGCAGUGAGGAUGACCAGGAUGAUGACGAGGUUGUGCUUCUACUCGUUCCGACAGUUUCAUAGACUACUGGGAAAAGGCCGACUGACGAAAGAUGCACUUUUCCCGCGUGGUGCUGUCUGGUUUGACAGCUAAGCGUUUGUGAAGAACCAGCGGUCCUUGUUAGGUGCCAAUUUUUCUAAGUCUCGG